AUAAAAGGAAGGCAUGUGAUAAUACCAUUACCAUAUCGUAUACCAACCUUGUGUUUGACUAAUACCGUUCAUAAAACCAUCAGAAUGAAGUGCUUCCUUAAUUACAAGUUCCGGUCAAUUUCCUAGAUUUUAUAUGAGAGAGCUGAAUGGAUCUACACUAAACUAUGAUGAGGAAUAUCCAUGCUAUAAAGUAAAAGCCAUGAUUCCUUGAGUAACAUACAUGCUCUAUCAGUCUAACUUACUUUUUGGUCUUUUGGCUGAAAAGGUGAUCAUGGACAAGGACAAGGACACACCUUUAGUUAUGUAUAUGUUUGUCAUUUGUAUGUUAUUGUUAUGUGUUGGAAGCAGCACAGACCCUCUUGACACAUAUUGUCCAACUGAAUUCCCAUUAUAUAGCAGCAACAGCACAUUUGACAAUAACCUGAAGCUUCUUUUGGGGUUGCUGCCCUCCAACACGGCUUCCAAGAAUGGCUUCUACAACACAUCCGUGGGAGAUGGGGAAGACAAGGUGUACGGACAAGCACUGUGCAGAGGAGACAUCACCAACUCCACAGUCUGCAAGGAAUGCAUUCAGAAAGCAAGCCAAGAUUUAACAAAGAUGUGCAACAGUGAAGAUGCAAUCAUAUGGUAUGAGCUUUGCCAAGUCCGCUACUCCUUUCAGAUGUUCUUCACGAGUAUGACUUACACCGGGAAGUAUCCUAACCAUAAUCUUAAGGAGAAGAAUAUCUCGCACCCUUCUGGAUUUGAUCAAGUCUUGGCAUAUCUGAUGAACAACCUCUCACAAGAAGCAGCUUUUAUUCCUGCCAACAACAUGUUUGCAGCAGGGGAGAUUCAAUAUUCUGGUUCUGAUGGUAUCAAGAACAAGAAGCUUUAUGGACUAGUCCAGUGUACCAGGGAUACCUCUCAAGCAGACUGUGCCACUUGCUUGAGUUCUGCCUUAACAGAACUUACUCAAUGCUGCUCCUUCCGAGAAGGCGGUAUCAUUCUUAGUCGGACUUGCAAUGUGAGGUUUGAAUCAUACAGGUUCUUCAACCAUUCAUCAGCAAAGAUGCUGCUCUUUCCGACUUCCAAAGGAGGGGAAAAAUGGAAGCCAUGGAUGUUUGCAUUGACAAUUGGUGGUUCACUCUUAGUAUUAGCAGUUACUAUUUUGCUGUGCACUGCUUGCCUGCUCCGCAAAGGGGACACAGAGAGAGAUGAAGAAAGGAUCGAAAGGACGCUACUACAACAGUUGGCAAGCUCCAAGAGCGUAGCAGUUACACAGGAAGGUGACCUGAUUAGCUCUGAUGAACUGUCGUUCAUGAACUUAGCAACCAUUAAGGAUGCCACUGAUGACUUCUCUGAUACAAAUAAACUGGGACAAGGAGGAUUUGGUGCAGUGUACAAGGGUGUUCUACCAGAUGGCAGUGAAGUUGCAGUUAAAAGGCUAUCAAAAAAGUCUUGGCAAGGGAUAGAGGAAUUGAAAAAUGAGGUCAUACUCAUUGCCAAGCUUCAGCAUAAGAAUCUAGUGAGGCUGUUGGGGUGUGGCUUAGAGGGGGAUGAAAAAUUUCUCAUAUAUGAAUUCAUGUCAAACAAAAGCCUUGAUCAAUUUAUCUUUGUUGACUUGUGCUGUUGCUUAAUAUAUUUUCAAGACCCAGAGAAACGUUCCGAGUUUGAUUGGCAUACUUGGUAUGGGAUUAUCAAUGGCAUUGCGAGAGGACUGCUUUAUCUUCACGAGGAGUCUCGGCUUAAAAUCAUUCACAGGGAUUUAAAGCCAAACAAUGUGUUGUUGGACCAUGAAAUGGUUGCCAAAAUAUCAGAUUUUGGUAUGGCUAGGAUAUUUUACGAGAAUCAAAAUACAGCAAACACAAAGAGAGUUGUGGGAACAUAUGGAUAUAUGGCUCCCGAAUAUGCAAUGGAAGGACUCUUCUCAGUAAAAUCGGAUGUGUUCAGCUUUGGUGUCAUGUUGCUUGAAAUAAUCAACGGGAAAAGAAACAGUGGGUUCUACACAACAGAACUUGCCCCAACACUACUGGCAUAUGCAUGGCAGCUGUGGAAUGAAGAGAGGAAGUUGGAAUUUGUGGAUCCAGUGUUGUUGGAAUCGUGUGUGGCCUGUGAAGUUGUGAAGUGCAUGCACAUUGGGCUUCUGUGUGUGCAGGAAGAUCCGGAGCUGAGGCCUAACAUGUCAAGCGUGGUGGUUCUCCUAGGAAGUGAACAAAUGGCUCUUCCAAAACCAAGUCAACCAGCAUUUUCAUUGGGUAGGGCGUUUCAUGUUGAUCAAGAUCCAGGUCCAGCCACUACAACCAAUCCUUCUAUGAACGGGGGGAGUAUAUUGUCCAGUGUCUUACCUAGAUGAUUGAUCGAUUAAGUGUGAUAUAUCUAAGUAUGUUGAAAUCAAGGAAUGUUUACUUGUCGAAUGCAAAGUACGUCUAGUGGAUUAUGCUUC
This is a messenger RNA of Arachis ipaensis, 2422 nucleotides long. Its product is annotated as cysteine-rich receptor-like protein kinase 15. Lineage: Eukaryota; Viridiplantae; Streptophyta; Magnoliopsida; Fabales; Fabaceae. Gene Ontology annotation, biological process: protein phosphorylation. Gene Ontology annotation, molecular function: ATP binding; protein serine/threonine kinase activity. The record is from RefSeq and is a predicted model, not a curated record. Gene Ontology annotation, cellular component: plasma membrane.